AUGGUUGUUACCAACCAUCAAUGGCACGAGUGGGAGUCUCCGGUUUCACAGAAUAAUUACGUACGGUCCUAUCCUCUGGCUAUCAAUGAUGGCCAGCGAAAUGUUCAAUCACAAUAUUACAACUGUCCCAUCGGCAACGAUGAUAACUCUUCGGCGCUCGGGUGGGACAAUCUCGACGUCUCUGAUGACUGCAUCGGCGACGCCUGCCGCGAUGAAGAUACAUAUCAGAUUCUGAAGGAUGCCACGCACCAUAUGGGCGAGACUGCUCCUCCUCUUUCAGUUGGGGAGGUGGCGCCUCCGAGGGAGGAUCCGUCCGACUUGGUGGGCAAUGUGCCUCUGAAUUUCCCAGAGAGCUUCUUUGCCAACCCAUUCGCGGUUUCUUUCCCGGGGGAUAUCCCGUGCCCAGGAGCACCCAGCAGCCAAUUUAUGCCUGGAUGCACCUCAAUCUCAAUCCCUAGUCCUUGUGAUCUCAGCACCAAAUCCUCUCCUAUGACACCGGAUAUCGGUUUCUGCGGGGCUCCGGAUGCAAACAACUCGAUCAGAACACCAAAGUCGAUGGCUUGCACUCCAUCUAGUGCACCUGACGCUCGUCUGUCUUCAAAAGGCGUGGCGAGUGCGACGACGAAAUACGGACCACAAAUCCAUUUCGUUGACAUGGCCGACAAGAAAGGGGCUCAGCGGAUACGUAACACGAUCAAUUCUCGAAAACAUCGCCAAAACAAGCUUGACAAGAUACGAGAGCUGGAGAAGAAGUUGGCAACAAUUGAAGCGGAGAAGAAAAGGUGGCAAGGACGAGCAACGGAGAUGGGAUGGAAGCCAUCUCAGUAG
This is a messenger RNA of Fonsecaea pedrosoi CBS 271.37, 828 nucleotides long. RefSeq lists its product as uncharacterized. Gene Ontology annotation, biological process: regulation of DNA-templated transcription. Bases 1 to 828 code for a protein of 275 amino acids. The transcript has 2 exons. NCBI's taxonomy places the organism in Eukaryota, Fungi, Ascomycota, Eurotiomycetes, Chaetothyriales, Herpotrichiellaceae. The record is from RefSeq and is a predicted model, not a curated record. Gene Ontology annotation, molecular function: DNA-binding transcription factor activity.